AUGCUCUCGCCUAUUGUUAGGGAGCCGAGCAAGUCAGGAAGAGAUAUCAUUCUAGUCAUCGGUGUUCGUUCAAUGUUGGUUAGAGGCUCGACCAGUCCACAGGACUCUCACUCCGAAGCUCAAAAUUCAAGUGUCCGUCAAACUGUCCCUAAGAGACAGACUACAAUAAUGUCUGCGCAUUGUCUUACCAGCUUUCAGAAUUCAGAUGCCGUUUUACUUUUCGAUGGUGGAGCGGAGGCAUCAGAAGUUCACGAAUGGUGGUGGUAUUUAUGA
Molecule: messenger RNA, 273 nt
Organism: Sclerotinia sclerotiorum 1980 UF-70
Lineage: Eukaryota; Fungi; Ascomycota; Leotiomycetes; Helotiales; Sclerotiniaceae
Exons: 3
Coding region: 1-273 (90 amino acids)
Source: RefSeq, a predicted model, not a curated record